Molecule: messenger RNA, 990 nt
Organism: Pseudomassariella vexata
Lineage: Eukaryota; Fungi; Ascomycota; Sordariomycetes; Amphisphaeriales; Pseudomassariaceae
Product: inositol phospholipid synthesis and fat-storage-inducing TM-domain-containing protein
Exons: 2
Coding region: 1-990 (329 amino acids)
Biological process (GO): lipid droplet organization; phospholipid biosynthetic process; lipid storage
Cellular component (GO): endoplasmic reticulum membrane
Source: RefSeq, a predicted model, not a curated record
AUGACGGUCUCUCCAAAUGACUCCUCGUUGCCAUCAUCGCCGCGGGGGAAAUCCCGCGCCUCGGCAACAAACCGCCCGACUUCUACCCCGACCGCGCGCAACCCGCCCCAACUACCCACGCCCCUCGAAACGGCCCUCCUAGCCGUCUACCCCAUCCUCCUCACAUUUGGCACACUCUUCUCGAUCCUGAGCCCGCAAACUCGCGCCGCGCCCUACGACGCCUCGGGCCAAUCGCACGUGCAGGCCUCGGCGCCGAGCUACUUCGCCCGGAAAGACAACCUGUUCAACGUCAUCUUCGUGAAGCGGGGGUGGGGAUGGAUUACAGCCGCGUUCGUAGUCCUGCUCCUCACGCAUCCGUCGCUUGGAUCGGUGACGAGGAAAGUGAAAGCCGCGAUACGUUGGGGGCUUGUCACGGCGUGGUGGGUGCUGGUUACGCAGUGGUGUUUUGGGCCACCGGUGAUUGAUCGCGGGUUCAGGUUUACGGGAGGCAAGUGCGAGGGGGCGGUGGUUAGGGUUGCGGAGGGGAAGCCCGAUAGGGCGGAUGUGUUGACUGCUGUUGCGUGUCGGGCUUCGGGAGGCAAGUGGAUGGGUGGGCAUGAUAUCUCUGGGCAUGUAUUUUUGCUUGUGUUAGGGAGCUGGUUUUUGUUGCAGGAGAUGGCGUGGAUUGCGGCGAGGGCGUGGUUUGAGGGGAGGAGGGAUGAUAGGUGUAUCGUUAUGGGGGAUGGGGCCGUGAAGAGUGCUGGUGUUGAGGCAGAGAGGGUCGAGGGGGAGGAGCUUGCCAAGGAGCAGGGACUGGGGCUGGGAGGGAAGUUUGUGGUUGCUGUUAUUGGGCUGUGCUGGUGGAUGUUGCUUAUGACGGCUAUUUACUUCCAUACCUGGUUUGAGAAGUUAACUGGCCUCCUCGUUGCAUUAUUAGGUAUUUACCCCAUCUACGUCCUCCCCAGAUGGAUACCUGCGUUGAGACAGAUUAUUGGACUGCCUGGCAUAUGA